Megalops cyprinoides (Indo-Pacific tarpon) is the source of this 4802-nucleotide messenger RNA. Its product is annotated as lymphoid-restricted membrane protein. Gene Ontology annotation, cellular component: endoplasmic reticulum membrane. NCBI's taxonomy places the organism in Eukaryota, Metazoa, Chordata, Actinopteri, Elopiformes, Megalopidae. The transcript is spliced from 38 exons. The record is from RefSeq and is a predicted model, not a curated record.
AUGGACGUGGCAGUAAUUCAGAGGCGACACAACCCCGUGGACAGCAUCUGCCGCAAGCUGCAGACCAUCCAGCGGCGGGGCCAAGAGGCUGACUCGCCCUUCCAGAUCCCGCGCUUCCAGUCGCGCAGCUACGACAGCCCGCAGCCGGGCCUGCGCGGGAACCUGGAGGCCAUCCUGAAGAGGCGCACCGUGCGCCGGGAGGGCGAGUCCGAGGGCAGCCCCGGCAUGCUGACCCCCACCGGCUCCCCGAGGCCUUGCCGCCCUGCCUCCUCCUCCUCCUCCUUCGUCGCUGCCGCCUCGCCCGCCAACACCACCUACACCGUCUCCAGCACGCUGGUGCAGCAGCGGGAGGCGGGGCCCAGGAGCCAGAGGGCGUGGUCACAGACCUGCUCCACCCCCGCCACUCAGUCUGGGGACAGGUUCUUCAGCUUCUCACAGUACGCCACCUACAGCAGGCCGGAGGGCAGAGCCGGUGGGGGCGGCGACCUGCGCGGAAGCCCUGCCUACGGCUGCUACAACCUCAACUUCUGCACCUCCAACGCCUCCUCCCUGCUGGACUGCGACCCGGACUACCCCGCCUUUGUGGUCAAGAGGUUGUCCAUGGGGGACGGUGCCCAGGUCCCCUCGGAGCAAAAGAAGGAUACCAUGGCGGAGGUCAGUCUGAUCUGUGAAGAGGAUCUGCUGGACACCAUCUUCCAUGCCUGUGACACCCAGCGCAGAGGCAAGGUGUACGUGUCUCACAUCGUGGACUACCUGCGUCACACGACCAGCCGUGGGUCCGAGGACAGCGGCCUGGAGGAGCUGUGCAACAUGCUGGACCCCGACCGCAAGGACGUCUCCAUCGACCUGGUCACCUACCACGCCAUUAUGAAGGAGUGGAUCCAGGACUGCCGCAACCAGGGGGAUGACACACCAGAGGACUUGCUGCAGGAGUCUGUGAGGCGCAGAGACUCAGGGAAGCGGUCUGCACUGAUGAACUUGACGUCAGGCAGCCUGGAGGCAUUUGGAGGGGAGGCCUCUCGCGGCGACCUUGAAACGUCUGACCUGGUGUACUGCGUGGCCGACCUGCAGUUUAAUAACCAGAAGUUGCAUGAUGAGGUCAGGAAACUGAAGCUGGCUAUGGAGACCAUGGAAGACCUCAACCAAAAGCUGAUGGAGGAGAAUGAGGAGCUCAAGACACAGGCCAAAAUAGCUCAGCAGCUGGCUCAGAAGGAGAAGCUGCUGAAGGAGGAGGUGGAGGAGAUGAAGGUGACCCUCAGCACAGUGGAGGAGAGCCGCACCCUGGCCAAGGCCCAGAUCAAGCAGAUGGAGCGGGAGAACCAUUCUCUCAUAACAAAGAUUUCUUCCCUUCAGGAGGAGAACAUCAAGGUCACCAUGGAGAUUGACGAGCUUCAGAAGAAGAUGAUUGAGCUGUGUGACCUCAACGCUGACCUCCAGGUGCAGGUGCACUCAUUUGAUGGAGUUCUGCUUGAGAGGGAAGCUUGUGUGCAAGAGAAGAACAGGCAGAUUGAGGAGCUGAAGAGCGUGCUCGAGGAGUACUCCUCCGUCACCGAGGUGCUGAGAGCUGAGAAGACCAAGCUGGAGAGUCAGAUGCAGAUGAUGCAGCCUGAUAUGUCAGUUGCUGGUCUUUCACUCUCAGUGGCCUACAGGCUGAAUCAGACCAGCUCAGGCUCUCUGCAGGCGGAACUGGCCCUCGCUCAGGAGGGAUCAGAGCGUCUCUCCUCCUCGCUCUGUUUCGCGUCUCCGCUGGACGAGACUCUGGACCGGGAGGUUCUGCUGCUCCUGCAGGGACCCACUCCUGAGCAGAUGUCCAUCCAUUUCAAGAACCUCAUCUGCAAACUGAAUAAGGACUUUAAAGAAGACUGCUCUCGAGUGCUGUCCACACUGAAGCAGGUUAUGGACACGCAGUCAGGACUGGACUCAAGUGGAGACCAGACACUUCAGGCUCUGCGGUCAGAGCUGGAGCAGAAGAGGAGGGACUGGAGCCACAGCCUGCAGCAGCUGGACCAGUACACUGACUCACUGGAGAAGGAGAUUAUAAAGAUGGCCAGCAACAUGCGGAGAUCUCGCACGGAGAUCCUGCAUCUGUCUGUCAGGGUCCAGGAGCAGGAGAAUCAGAGGCAGCAGCUGCAAGAGGAGCUGGAGCAGCUGAGAACUCCGUUGCCAGAGGGCAGAGAAGCCAGUUCCCAGACCGUGGAUCACCACCAGCAGCAGCUCGGAGAGGAGUCUGAUGGCCCUUCGCUGGGCUGGGAGGAGGAGGAGGAGUGCGCCACGCAGCAGUUGUCGAAGGAGGAAGAGGAGCAGCCAAACUCCAGGAGAGAGGAAGGGGAGAAGAGAUUCUCGCCCUGUGAGGAGAAGGAGCUGAGAGAUUGCAGAGCAGAGGGAGAAGAUGGAAUAACGUGUGAGGCAGACUGUGAGAAAGAGGUGCUGAGAGGUUCUGCAAAAGAGACAGGGGAGAGGAGGGUCUCGGAUCAUGAGGAGCAGGAGCUGAGAAAUUCCAACGGGGAGGGAGAGGAUAUGAAGGACUCCAGACGACAGGAGAAGGAAAAGGAGGAGGAGGUGGUGGAGGAGGUGGUGACUCCAGGGAACUCCAGGGGGGAGGAUGCUGAAGAGGAGCUGUGGGGUAGCUGUCCUCCUUCACAGGAAACUCCACCUGGUCCUGGUGUUGAGAGAGAGGAGCUGGAGAGUGCGGACACACCAGAUGGAGAUUUGAGAGGAUAUAGCGAACCACAAGGGCAGGGAGGAGGGCUCCCGGGAUCCACUGGGCCUCAGGACUCCCACCCACACGCUGUUCCACGUGUGCCUGAGGUUCCUCCUUACUCCCACGCCCGGCUCGUUGAUGCUCUGAACCUGGACCCCCUGCAGCCCCAGCCUAGUCUCCAAGAGUCCCCACCAGCCGGAACUUCAUUUCAGGACUUGUCUAUAUCACUUGCAGACGCAUUGGCCGAACUGGACCUGACUUUAACACCCAGACACACAUCAUUCGGACAGGACCUUACUUUAACACCUGGACUCUCUCUGCUUAAGCAGGACCUCGCGUUUUUUGCUGAACAUAUCAUACCACAGCAGGGGGAGGAGAUGGUUCCCCCUACAGGAAGGACCUGUCCCCUGCCGGUCUGCACGCAGGGGGGAGGAGGAGCAGCAGGAGGAGGAGGAGGAAGUUCAGAAGAUACCACUGCGUCCAGCAUGACUGACACCAAGGUCCCCUCCCUGGAUCAGCUAUCUGCCAGCGCUGUCCCUCAAGACAGCGGCAGCCUGCAGCCGGGGCCGGGGGAGGGGCAGGCCAUGCAGGAGGCAGGGCAGGUUUCUCCGGUGGAGGAUCGCAUGGCAGAUGGGCAGGCGGGAGGGGGGGGCGGCGGCAGUCGCCCCGCCGCGGGAGGCUCGCUGCAGACAGCCGACGGCUGGGCCCUGACCCCCGCUGACCUCUCCGACGCUGCGAAGGAGGAUGGGGCUCUGGAGGCCACGGUCGCAGAUGAUGGUUUGUCACCAGAGCUGGAAAGCCAGACCUCUCGAGGUCCCAGAAGAGACUCCUUUACCCUAAGGAGCAAAUUCAAGCGAGAAUUGGAACUUUCUGGCAGCAUGGAGGCAAUAGAGGAACACGCAACACAGGAGGAUCUUAGUCAGGUGUCAGAGAAAGAAGAUGACACCCCUCUAAAUUCUGACGAUGCAGGAAGUGACUCAACCAAGGAUGACAAAAACAGCUUAUCCCCAAGUGAUAAGGAGAUUGAGACUGAGUUCCACCGCCUGUCCCUGGGCUUCAAGUGCGACAUGUUCACCCUUGAGAAGAGGCUGCGCCUGGAGGAGAGGUCACGUGACCUGGCGGAGGAUAACUUAAAGAGGGAGGUGUCCAGCAGUCAGGAUUUGCUGAAGGUGCUGCUACCUCUGUGUGAGGAUGAUAACAGGUCCAUGGAGAUCAUCCACAGACUGCAGAAGAACCUGGACAUCUUGACCCAGUCCAUGGCUCGAGUGUCUAGCCGCUCCGAGAUGCUGGGCGCCAUCCACCAGGAGAGCCGUGUUAGCCGGGCGGUGGAGGUGAUGAUCCAGCACGUGGAGAACCUGAGGAGGAUGUACACCAAGGAGCACACGGAGCUGAUGGAGCUGAGGGAGAUGCUGAUGCAGAGCGAGAGGUCCUUCGGCGCCAACCCCGAAAGAGAAGAUUUCCGUAACAAAAAGACAUCUGGAUCACAAUACUACAAGCCAUCCAGCCGCAGGGUCAGCAUUGCUGUCAUCCCUCGGAACAGUGGAGGGGCUGUGCACUUCGACAUGCCCAAGUCACAUGAGAUGGCAGAGACAGAAGCUGACAGGCUGGCAAGGAGAAGCUCCUGGUAAGCACUCAGUCUGCGGCCUUCUUUAAAGCGUUUCAUUAGCUCCUGCGCAUGGGCGGAGACUGAUGAGCCCUCUCUGAUGAAGGGGUAAGGAUAUGAGACAGACUCCCCCCCUGAGGAAGACAAGACAGAGCAAGUGAGGGAGAGGAGGAAAUCCAGCCUGACGGAGCUGGGGAGUAAACUGACGUCGCUCAUCCUGCCCUCCAAGAUCCCGGUCCAGACAGUCUCCCGGCAGCAGGAGUGUCGCCCCCCGGUGCCCAAAAGCAGCCGCGGUUGGUGGGUGUCGGUGGUGCUGGUGGUGCUGCUGGCCGCCCUCCUCGCCUUGCUCGCCAGCCUGGCGUUCCAGCCGACCGUGGACGCCGCUCCGGUGGGGACCGGGGACUCCUGGGUCACCAUCCAGCAGCUGCUGUGGCCCUACACUAGCCUGAGGCACAACGGCCAGCCGCCCGUGUGAGAGGGAGCUAGCUCCCCCUGCUG